AUGUCUUCACUCUUCCCACCCGCUCCAAAACCAAAAAGUCUUCUCGGCUUCCACCGUAUCCUAUCGGCCACGGCUGGCGUCCGAGUCUCACCACUAUGCCUGGGAGCAAUGAACUUCGGAGAUGCUUGGAAGAACGCCCUCGGUGAAUGCAACAAGGAGACUAGUUUCGCUAUGCUGGACUUCUUCUAUGAGAACGGGGGCAACUUCAUUGAUACUGCGAACAACUACCAAGCCGAAGAGAGCGAGACUUGGAUCGGAGAGUGGAUGAAGAAGAACAAUAACCGCGAUCAGAUGGUCAUUGCCACCAAGUUCACGACUGGUUACCGGACCAUGGGCGCCAAUGAGAAGAUCAAGUCCAAUUUCCAAGGCAACCACGCCAAAAGCUUGAGGGUAUCGGUCGAGGCCAGCUUGAAGAAGUUACAGACCGAUUAUAUCGACCUAUUGUACCUCCAUUGGUGGGAUUUUACGACUUCUAUCCCUGAGCUCAUGAACAGCCUUCAUCAGCUUGUCAUGGCUGGCAAGGUGAUCUACCUCGGGAUCAGCGACACGCCCGCCUGGCUCGUUGUCAAGUGCAACGACUACGCUCGUUUCCAUGGUCUCACUCAGUUCUCUGUAUAUCAAGGGCACUGGAGCCUCGCCUUCAGAGACUUCGAAAGAGACAUCAUUCCGAUGUGUGAAGCGGAGGGCAUGGGUAUUGCUCCUUGGGGAGCUAUUGGUCGUGGACAGCUCAAGAGCAAGGAGGAAUUCGAUGAUCCGAAUCGAGAUGGUCGAAAAGCGGCUCCUCAGGGCGAGAAAUAUGCCCGCUUAGCUGGUAAGCUCGAUGAACUUGCCAAGAAGAAGAAGACUGCGGUCACCAGCAUCGCUCUUGCAUACGUAAUGCACAAGGCUCCUUAUGUCUUCCCCAUCGUGGGUGGCAGAAAGGUCGAGCACCUCAAGGGAAACAUCGAAGCUUUGGGAGUCGAAUUGACCCAAGAGGAGAUUGACGAUAUCGACGACUCGGAGCCGUUCGAUGUUGGAUUUCCUCAGAGUUUCCUGUUCCCUGGAAAGCCGUACAGGACUCACUUCACUGCAAACGACCUUCCCCUUGUCACAGCUACCACGCCGCUGGAGACGGUUCAAAAGCAGUUGCCAAUUCAACCCAGACAGGGCGAGAAGAAGCUCACGCUCAGUUAA
This is a messenger RNA of Zasmidium cellare ATCC 36951, 1173 nucleotides long. RefSeq lists its product as uncharacterized. Lineage: Eukaryota; Fungi; Ascomycota; Dothideomycetes; Mycosphaerellales; Mycosphaerellaceae. Bases 1 to 1173 code for a protein of 390 amino acids. The record is from RefSeq and is a predicted model, not a curated record. The transcript is spliced from 5 exons.